Microthlaspi erraticum is the source of this 321-nucleotide messenger RNA. The record is from the annotation of a GenBank genome assembly. Lineage: Eukaryota; Viridiplantae; Streptophyta; Magnoliopsida; Brassicales; Brassicaceae.
AUGGUGGGACUAGCUCAACCAAUGCCUAAAAGGUGUCAAGGAGCCAGCUCGACCGAUAGCUCGAUCGAGCUAGAAACCAGGGCAACUCGAUCGAGCUACACAACUCGACCGAGAGGAUAUGUCUACUCUGAGGAGGAACAGUCUGAGAGUGAGAGAUUGAGGGAAGAAAGGAGAACCAAGAAGAGGAAUGACCCUAUUAGUAGUGAGAGUGAGCAAGGGGAGUUUGAGAUUGGAGUGAACCUUGUUCAAGAGGAGGGAAAUGGUUCUCCAAAUGAAGAAGGAGUGAUGAGACUGAGAGUGAAGAGGAAGGAGAAGAGGUGA